AUGAUGUUGCUCAAGUACUCAGCUGCCAUAGCAGCUUUCGCCCUCUGCGGGCAAGUUAGCGCUGGGCCUUGCAAGCCGAUCACUCGUGUCACGAGCUCAAGCUUGGAAGCUUCCAGCACGGUCACGACCGAGACUUCUUUGACUGCAACGAACUCACUCUCGGUUGAGACUUCGGCAACGGUUGAAACUUCUUCAGCCGCCACGUCGGUUGAGAGCUCUGCGACUACCUUUUCGUCUGAGGCCUCAAGCACUGCUGGCGAGUCCUCUACUUUCUUCACCUCGACGACUGAAACCGCGACGCUUGACGCAACUACUACCGACUUUGUUUCUACGAGCACCGCGGUCUCUGAUGUCUCUACAACAGCAACCGCGACAAGUUCUGCUGCGCCGGAGUGCGCUUUCACAGGAGACUACACCAACUACGUCCAAAACCCUUCUUUUGAUGAUUUGGAUGGGUCUGGACAGCCCACCGUUGAACCGUGGAUCAUCCUCGGCGCUCCAACUAUGACAACCAACCUCCCCAGAACUGGAGCCCGCUCCAUGGCCUAUACAUAUCCCUUUACCGGACUAAGCUCAGGAAUCCUUCAGGAACUCGUCGGUACCGUCGCCGGACAUGAAUAUGUCUUCAAGUAUCACUGGGUCCUUAUCGACGGACACCCUCUUGAGGCAGAGGAAUGCAGAAUUGGUACAUUCGCUGGUUCUGGGGGUGCGAACUCGCAGUUUCUUUAUGUCGAUGGGGAUCAGGCUAUUGUGCAGGGUCAGUACUAUGAACAGGAGUAUCGCAUUACUGCCGAGAAUGAUAACCAGAGGUUGUCGAUUGGCUUCUUUUGCACAAGCCAGCCGUCGGCGGGACAGGUCAAGAUUCAGAUUGAUGAUGUUUCUGUUUAUGACUACUAUGAGGGUUGCGAAAGUCCAUGA
Messenger RNA from Fusarium redolens, 918 nucleotides. RefSeq lists its product as uncharacterized. NCBI's taxonomy places the organism in Eukaryota, Fungi, Ascomycota, Sordariomycetes, Hypocreales, Nectriaceae. The record is from RefSeq and is a predicted model, not a curated record. Bases 1 to 918 code for a protein of 305 amino acids. The transcript has 2 exons.